This is a messenger RNA of Ochotona princeps (American pika), 1171 nucleotides long. It is a transcript of the gene MRPL1, whose product is annotated as mitochondrial ribosomal protein L1. Gene Ontology annotation, biological process: translation. Gene Ontology annotation, cellular component: mitochondrion; large ribosomal subunit. The record is from RefSeq and is a predicted model, not a curated record. Bases 193 to 1107 code for a protein of 304 amino acids. NCBI's taxonomy places the organism in Eukaryota, Metazoa, Chordata, Mammalia, Lagomorpha, Ochotonidae. The transcript has 9 exons. Gene Ontology annotation, molecular function: RNA binding; structural constituent of ribosome.
AAAAAGAAAAUACAAAAGGAUUAAAGUAAACACGGCACGGUCAGCACGCACGCAACUUCCUAAGUGAUUCAGUGCCCCUCGAACAGGAACCAAGGAACCCAACUCUGAGCAGCACGGAAGACUGACAGUGACACCGCCACGCCGCCAGCCAAAUUCGUCUUGAUACGUCAUCAAAGGCCUGGUCUUGCCAAGAUGGUUUGUCAGACAUCUCUUUAUCCCUGUUCCAUUAACAUCCAGGUGCCCAGCAGGCAUUUUGCUGCUGCUGCUACAAAGCCUGGAAGAAAAACAAAAAAAGUUGCCAAAGAAAAAACGCCAGCUGAAAAACAAGAUGAGAUAGAAAAGCUGAAGUCGUAUGUCUACAUGGAAGGCGAACCUGCAGAGGAUGUCUAUUUAAAACGCUUGUACCCCAGGCAAAUAUAUGAGGUGGAGAAAGCUGUUCACUUACUUAAGAAAUUUCAGGUUCUGGACUUUACCAAUCCAAAGCAGGGGGUCUAUCUUGAUCUGACCCUAGACAUGUCCCUGGGGAAGAAGAAAAGAGUGGAGCCAUUUGCCAGCGUUGUUGGUUUUCCAUACCCAUUUGCUUCCGAAAUCAAUAAAGUUGCUGUAUUUACAGGGAACCCAUUAGAGAUUAAAAUAGCGGAGGAGAAUGGAGCUGCUUUUGCAGGAGGAACUGAUCUGGUUCAGAAGAUUCUGGAUGAUGAAAUUCAAGUAGACUUUUAUAUAGCUAUUCCAGAAAUGAUGCCUGAACUUAAUCCAUUAAGGAAGAAACUGAAAAAAAGAUUUCCAAAACUUACUCGGAAUUCCAUUGGCCGUGACAUUCCCAAAAUGCUUGAAUUAUUUAAAACUGGACAAGAAAUUGCAGUAGAUGAAGAAAGGGAGAACUUUCUCAAGACCAAAAUCGCAACAUUGGACAUGUCAAGUGACCAGAUAGCUGCAAAUUUGCAAGCAGUUAUUAAUGAAGUGUGUAGGCACAGACCACUGAAUUUGGGGCCCUUUGUGGUACGAGCUUUCCUUCGAAGCGCCACCAGUGAAGGUUUGCUGUUAAAGAUCGACCCAUUGUUGCCUAAAGAAGAAACGCCUCAAGAAAAGAAUAAAGCCAGUAUUUAAAUGUCUUACAUCGUGAAAUUAUUUGUAACGAAUAAGCAGCAAAUAAAACUGCACAAUGCCUACA